Messenger RNA from Dalotia coriaria, 1587 nucleotides. RefSeq names its product ADP-ribosylation factor-like protein 8 (gene Arl8). The transcript is spliced from 4 exons. Gene Ontology annotation, biological process: anterograde axonal transport; protein transport. Lineage: Eukaryota; Metazoa; Arthropoda; Insecta; Coleoptera; Staphylinidae. The record is from RefSeq and is a predicted model, not a curated record. Gene Ontology annotation, cellular component: lysosomal membrane. Gene Ontology annotation, molecular function: GTPase activity; GTP binding. Bases 11 to 571 code for a protein of 186 amino acids.
CAGCGGCAAGAUGUUGGCGCUUAUGAAUAGAAUACUGGACUGGUUCCGCAGCCUCUUCUGGAAGGAGGAAAUGGAAUUAACACUCGUCGGAUUGCAGUACUCCGGCAAAACGACGUUUGUUAAUGUUAUAGCUAGUGGACAAUUCAGUGAAGACAUGAUCCCCACUGUGGGUUUCAACAUGAGGAAGAUCACCAAAGGUAAUGUCACCAUCAAAGUGUGGGACAUUGGCGGCCAACCCCGAUUCAGAUCCAUGUGGGAGAGGUACUGCAGGGGUGUUAAUGCUAUUGUUUAUAUGGUGGAUGCAGCCGACUCUGAUAAGAUUGAAGCUUCAAGGAAUGAGCUGCAUAACUUGUUAGAUAAGCCACAGUUGGCUGGGAUUCCAGUGCUGGUUUUGGGCAAUAAAAGGGACUUGCCACAUGCGCUGGAUGAGAAUGGUUUAAUUGAAAGAAUGAACUUGUCAGCGAUCCAAGACCGUGAAAUCUGCUGUUAUUCAAUUUCGUGUAAGGAGAAAGACAACAUCGACAUCACACUACAAUGGCUGAUCGCGCACUCGAAAAGCGGCAUGCGCUAGACGCGUUUUUCUAUGAAAAAAAACCUUGCUUCACUUGUGCUUUGAUAAACCUACCAAUUAAGGGGAAACACUUUAAUCAUGAAGCGCGAGCAAACAUAAUAGAAACAAAACAACUAGAAUUUACAUUUAUGCAAACCGCAACGUUUUGUAUAAAGGCUUCAAGAAUAUGUAAAUGUAAUUAAUUACUAUAUCGAUUAUAUAUGAAUUUAGCUGGUUGAUAACAACAUCAAUUGCACAAAGAUUCAAAUUAUAUGAUGCUUAAACUGCAACCGCAACCAAGAGGCAAGAUGAAUGCGUGUUGCGUGUAAAAUGUACAUAAGUGUAAUGUACGUGUUGAAAUAUUUUGUUUUUAUAAUCUCAAUUCUCAAUGCAUUUACCUUUUCAAAAACAAAAACAAAAAAUCGGCUUGGAUGCAAUUACCGCAAGAAUGUCAAAGAUGAUAGACACGAAAUAUCAGAUGGAACCUCUUGUACUGAUUAACAUAUAAAAAGAUACCUAGGGUAUAACUAUCUAUAAUUAAUCUAAAUACUAAUUAGAGUAAUGUAUGAGCAUUGAGUUUCGAAGUUAUAUACAAGUUAUUAGGUUUAAUUUACACAAAGAACAACCAAUUAUAUUAAACACUUUUAAUUGAGUCUCAUUCAGUAGUGAUUAAUACUUGAAAGAUUAUAAUACGUAGUGCGUAUGAUUAAUAAUAUUGAAUAAGACGCACGAAAAUCUGGAUUUGAGUUGAUUUAAUUUGGGUUUUUGUUCAGCGUUUCUGUGAUUUUGUGGCUGAGCAAUUGUUUCAAUAUAUUUUUUAUGUGUCCAUGCAAUAGAUUGUUUUAUAUUUUGAUAAAAUGCGAAAAUGGUUUUGUUUAUUGCAAUGUAUUUGAUUGUUUUUGUUUAUUUUUUGUAAUAGUAAUCGAAGUGUAAGAAAUUUGUGAGGAGACUGUGCUCUCUUUAUUGAUAAUAAAUAAAAAUGUAUAGAAUGACAACCAACAUGAAUCAUGAAUCAAAUAAAAUGUAAUAAACAUUUA